Messenger RNA from Prorocentrum cordatum, 3234 nucleotides. Lineage: Eukaryota; Dinophyceae; Prorocentrales; Prorocentraceae. The record is from the annotation of a GenBank genome assembly.
AUGGCGGAGGAGCGCGUGCAGGCUCUCGAGCAGCAGAUGAUAGCGCUGGCCCAGGAGCUGCAGAACCGCCAGCAGAGGGAGAACGAUCUCACGGCCGAGGUGCAGCGGCUCGGCCGUGUGGCCGAGGCUAGACCACGGGUGGACGGGCCUAUGCCACAGCCUCGAGCCGAGUCGCUCGUGGACACCCGCACGCUGGGCAAGCCAGACGUGUUCACGGGCGAAGAGCACAAGUGGAACGAUUGGAAGGUGAUCUUCAAGGCGUACUGUGGCGUCGUGAACGCCGACUUGCUGGCAGGGAUGCGACUGGCAGAGAGCGCUGACGAGGCCUCAGUUCAGAACGAUGACUUCCUCGAGGAGAACAUGAGGCAGGCCUCGCAGCAGCUGUGUUACAUCUUGCUCCUCCUCUGCCGGCAGCAUCCCCUGACGACGAUCGUGAAUGCUGGCGAGAAUGAGGGCUUCCAGGCUCGGCGCAAGCUGGUUGAAUAUUACGAACCGAAUGCGAGGUCCCGCAUCGCGGGGCAGCUGCUGCAUCUCCUGAACUUCUCGUUCACUGGCGAUGUCGAGGACCGGCUGGGGCUGUUCGAGCGAGAGCUCCUCAGGUACGAGCAGAGGAGCGGCGAGGCCAUCACAGCCUCCAUGAGGAUCGGCAUCGUCCUUCGGCUACGCCAGAACCUCUUGCUCAAUGCGACCAGGCUGGUGGAGCGGCAGGACUUCCGACGUGAGGUCACCGACAUCCGCCGUGCCCAGAGCGCCAUCGCCCCGGUGCCCGUGCCCAUGGACCUGAGCGCGUUCACCAAGGGUGACGGCAUGGGCAGGUUCAAGGGCGACAGCAAGGGCAAGAGCAAGUCCAGUGGCAAGGGCAAGAGCAAGGGCGACAGCAAGGGCAAGUCCAAGUCCGACGGCAAGAGCAAGACCAGCAGCAAGUCACAUGGUCAGCAGCUCGGGCCACUCUGCUGGGGCUGCGGCGGCCGCGGCCGCACUCAGCGUGAAUGCCCGAGCCAGCACAGGGGGGCGUUGGCGAGCAUGGAGCAGACGCUGGCUCGCAUCAACGCCUCCCAGUCGACGAGUACGACCGUACCAUUGGCGGCCAGCUCAAUCUCGACGGCUGCGACUACGAGGCUGAGUCCGGCGACGGCGAUGUCCGGCGCGAGCUCUCGACAGGUCGCAGCGCUCUACCUGAACGACGCGGGCGAGCAGGUCAGCUACCCGUUCGCGAACCUCCACUCCCUCAGCAUCUACGACCCGGGGCCGGACAAGGCGGACGUGGUCGACUCUGCGACCGGCGCGGCCCUGGACCUGAACAUGAUCCACGGCAACUCGGAUGCGGAGGAGGUCGAGCUCAACGGCAUCUUGCGCGUGGGCGUCGACUCGUGUGCGGCGGCAUCGGUGCUGCCGCGUGGCUCGUGCACGGGCUACCCGGUGCACGAGGGCGGCCAGGCGAUCUCGUGCAAGGCCGCAUCUGGCCACUACGUGAACGACGAGGGCGAGAAGAUCCUCGUGGGGGCGAUGCCUGGGGCUUCUCAGGCACGCGCUGCCAAGUUCAGGGUGGCGGACAUCAGCAAGCCGUUGCUGAGCGUCGCGGAGAUGGUCGACUCUGGCCAUCGGCUCGUCUUCGACUCGGAGGGCGGGCAGGACAUUAGCUACGCGUGCCACAAGACCAGCGGAGACGUUGUUAGGUUCUGCCGCAGGAAUAAGGUCUACGAGAUGGAUGUGCACGUCGACCCGUACGUGCCGGAGGUCUGCCCGGUCGAGGUGGCAGGCCACGAGCCUCCCGAGGGUGAAGCCGGCCAGCCAGGCGCGGCUCACGAGGAGGUCGCCGAGGGCCCGCCGGCACGGCCAGCGAGGGGGCCCGCAGCGCCGACGGCGGCCGAGCGAGCCGCGCACGAGGUGCUGCACGAGCCCUACAGGGCAUGGUGCCGGGAGUGCGUCUCCGACAGAGGCCUGUCAGCAGGCCAUCAGACGAAGGACCACCAGGAGUCGGCGUUCGCGGUGGUUGGCAUCGACUACGGCUACCUCGGUGAACGAGAGGACGCCACGCCGCUGCUGAUCGGGAAAGAUUCGAAGCAGCGUUGGUUCCACGCGUCGGUGGUGCCAGCUAAGGGGACGCAGCAUCCCUGGCCGGCAAAGUCGUGGUCCAGGAGGCUGGCAUCGGCUGGCCACAAGCGCUUCGUCUUCCGCUCAGACGGCGAGGCGCCGCUCGUCGCCCUGAAGACCCGCAUCGGGGCCAAGCUCAAGGAGGAGUGCGGCAUCGAGAAUGUGCCCGAGGAGAGCGCGGUCGGCAACUCUCAGGGCAACGGCCUGGCCGAGCACGCGGUGCGCGAGGUCAAGGCCAAGGUGAGGACGGUGCGGGCGCAGGUGGACGACCUCCACGGCGUGAGCAUUGGCGUCGAGCACCCAGUGACCCCGUGGAUGGCGGGGAAGCGCAAGGCUGGGAUCGAGGACAAGUUCCUCGCUGGGCUCUACCUGGGGCCCACGCUUCGGACGGACGAGGUCUACAUUGGCACGCAGUUGGGCGCGCUACGGGCCGGGGCCUUCAAGCGGUUGACGGUCGAGCAGCGGGCCGACAAGGACCUGCUGAACAGCCUCGUGGGGAAGCCGUGGGCGCCUGUGCCGACGGACGUGGAGGUGGACGAGGUGCCGGUGGCCAUCGAGAUCCGAGCGCCGGUGCCAGCGCCGGUCGCGCCUUUGGGCGGACCUCUGGCGCCCAUCCCCGAGGCUGGGGACCUCCCGCCCCGGGCUCUCCGAGUCGGGCGACCACCUGCAGGACCGCGGGCCGUCUACAUCAGGAAGGACCUCGAGAUCGCGAAGUACGGGCUCUCCCCGGGCUGCUGCGGCUGCGCCGCGAUCCUCAGCGGCGCCCGGGCGCAGGCUCACUCAGCCGAGUGCCGCGCUCGGAUCGAGCAGGCGAUGCAGGACGACGACGAGGCACAGCAGAGGCUCGAGGAUGCCCGUGAGCGGAAGCGGCACUGCACUGACGUCGCCGGGCCUGUCUAUCAAGAGGACGGCUCGUCAGGCAGUGGCGGUCCAGCCCCAGUUCAGCAGGUGCCGCCAGCGCCCGAGGCCGCGGCGGCGGCUGACGUGGCGAUGGCCGACGUGAUGGAGGUCUUCUGCCCGAAUAGGCUUGCGGGCUUUGCCCCCCUCUUCGGUCUGGUUCACGGCGGCUCGUUCGACCUGAGGUAUGGCUGGGACCUGACUGACCGCCAGCAGCAGCGACAGUGCCGGGAGCUGAUCUAG